Messenger RNA from Bombina bombina (fire-bellied toad), 654 nucleotides. RefSeq names its product microsomal glutathione S-transferase 2-like. Bases 1 to 447 code for a protein of 148 amino acids. Gene Ontology annotation, cellular component: membrane; endoplasmic reticulum; nuclear envelope. Gene Ontology annotation, biological process: leukotriene biosynthetic process. Lineage: Eukaryota; Metazoa; Chordata; Amphibia; Anura; Bombinatoridae. The transcript has 5 exons. The record is from RefSeq and is a predicted model, not a curated record. Gene Ontology annotation, molecular function: glutathione transferase activity; glutathione peroxidase activity; leukotriene-C4 synthase activity.
AUGGCUGGCGAUAUAAUCCUUGUGGCUGCUGUUUCUCUGCUUUCUGCUUGUCAGCAAGCUUACUUUGCGAAAAUGGUAGGAAAAUCCAGAAUAAAACACAAAAUAACGCCGCCAGCAGUGACCGGCCAUGCAGAAUUCGAGAGAACAUUCAGAGCGCAGCAGAACUGUAUUGAGUUUUACCCAGUGUUCUUGGUUGAUCUUUGGACUGCAGGAUGGCUAUUUAACCAAGAACUGGCUGCAGUGUUUGGCUUGCUGUACAUCUACGGCCGUCACAAAUACUUUUGGGGUUAUGUAGAGUCUGCCAGAGGAAGGUUAAAAGGAUUCUCCACAUGUGUGACAGCUCUAGUCUCUCUGCUAGUAAUGGCGUCAACUGGUACUAUUUGUGGCUUGUUAGACAAAUACUUAGAUUUUAACAUCGCAAAUAAAAUAAAUGACUUGGUUCACUGAUGACAGAACAUGGAAUCUAUGAGUUAUACAAUUUAUGUUCAGAUGAUUUCAGUCAUUUUGAAUAUAUUAUUCUAAUAGCGUUGCUGUAUGCCAGAUGGCAUUUUUAAAUAUGCGCCUUGUGUAAAAGACCAUUGCAUAAUCAACACAAAACUUAAUCAUUAUUAGUUCAUUUACAGUUUCAAGGUAAAUAAAAUAUUUCCUAUUCAA